GAGCCCCGCGGAGUCCCCGCCGUCCGUGUGGCGGGCUCAGGGAGCGAGUGGGAGCGCCCCCCACCGCCGCCCCCUCCCCCGAGCGUCGAGACAAGAUGCUGCCCGGGCUCAGGUGCUUGCUGCAAGGUCCCGCCUCGGCCUGCCUCCUGCUGAUGCUCCUGGCCCUGCCCCCAGCGGCCCCCAGCUGCCCCAUGCUCUGUACCUGCUACGCGUCCCCGCCCACCGUGAGCUGCCAGGCCAACAACUUCUCCUCCGUGCCGCUGUCCCUGCCGCCCAGCACCCAGCGACUCUUCCUCCAGAACAACCUCAUCCGCACGCUGCGGCCGGGCACCUUCGGGCCCAACCUGCUCACCCUGUGGCUCUUCUCCAACAACCUCUCCACCAUCUACCCGGGCACCUUCCGCCACCUGCAGGCCUUGGAGGAGCUGGACCUCGGUGACAACCGGCACCUGCGCUCUCUGGAGCCCGACACCUUCCAAGGCCUAGAGCGGCUGCAGUCGCUGCACCUGUACCGCUGCCAGCUCAGCAGCCUGCCCGGCAACAUCUUCCGCGGCCUGGUCAGCCUGCAGUACCUCUACCUCCAGGAAAACAGCCUGCUCCACCUCCAGGAUGACCUGUUCGCGGACCUGGCUAACUUGAGCCACCUCUUCCUGCACGGGAACCGCCUGCGGCUGCUGACGGAGCACGUGUUCCGCGGCCUGGGCGGCCUGGACCGGCUGCUGCUCCACGGGAACCGGCUGCAGGGCGUGCACCGCGCCGCCUUCCGCGGCCUCAGCCGCCUCACCAUCCUCUACCUGUUCAACAACAGCCUGGCCUCCCUGCCCGGCGAGGCGCUGGCCGACCUGCCGGCGCUCGAGUUCCUGCGGCUCAACGCCAACCCCUGGGCGUGCGACUGCCGCGCGCGGCCGCUCUGGGCCUGGUUCCAGCGCGCUCGCGUGUCCAGCUCCGACGUGACCUGCGCCACCCCGCCGGAGCGCCAGGGCCGGGACCUGCGCGAGCUCCGCGAGGCCGACUUCCAAUCCUGCCCGCCCGCGGCGCCCACGCGGCCCGGCAGCCGCGCCCGCGGCAACAGUUCUUCCAACCACCUGUACGGGGUGGCGGAGGCUGGCGCGCCCCCCGCCGACCCCUCCACCCUCUACCGAGACCUGCCUGCCGAAGACCCGCGGGGGCGCCCGGGCGGGGACUCACCCACCGAGGACGACUACUGGGGGGGUUACGGGGGCGAGGACCAGCGAGGGGAGCAGACGUGCCCGGGCGCAGCCUGCCAGGUGCCCCCGGACUCCCGCGGCCCCGCGCUCUCGGCCGGGCUCCCCACCCCUCUGCUUUGUGUCCUGCUCUUGGCGCCCCACCACCUCUGACUGCGGUGCUGAAACUGCAGAGGCUGGGGUGGCCCCCAGCCCCAGCCCUCAGCUGCAGCUCUGGCCCAA
Molecule: messenger RNA, 1427 nt
Organism: Phyllostomus hastatus (greater spear-nosed bat)
Lineage: Eukaryota; Metazoa; Chordata; Mammalia; Chiroptera; Phyllostomidae
Gene: RTN4RL2
Product: reticulon 4 receptor like 2
Exons: 3
Coding region: 96-1358 (420 amino acids)
Cellular component (GO): plasma membrane
Molecular function (GO): protein binding
Source: RefSeq, a predicted model, not a curated record